Molecule: messenger RNA, 492 nt
Organism: Thelazia callipaeda (thelaziosis nematode)
Lineage: Eukaryota; Metazoa; Nematoda; Chromadorea; Rhabditida; Thelaziidae
Source: the annotation of a GenBank genome assembly
AUGAUGGUGAGGAAUAAUCUGGAUCCACUAACAGAAACGUAUGGUUUCACAUUUUAUUUACAAUAUUUGAUCAAUCACGGUGAAUAUUUUCAAGUAUGUGAGCAUCCGAAUGGUGAAAUAAUGGGUUAUGUUAUGGGUAAAGCAGAAGGUGAGCAUGAAUACUGGCAUGGGCAUGUGACUGCUGUAACAGUCGCUCCUGCGUAUAGACGAUUACAUUUGGCAGCACGUAUGAUGAGUAUCUUAGAAGAAAUAUCAGAAAAAAAAAAGUGUUAUUUUGUGGAUCUUUUUGUUCGUGUAAGUAAUGCUGUGGCUAUCAGUAUGUACAAGAGCCUUGGUUAUGUGGUGUACAGGCGAAUAAUUGAUUAUUAUUCCGGCGAAAAAGAAGAGGAUGCUUUUGAUAUGCGGAAAGCAUUAUCGAGAGAUCCAGAAAAAAAAUCGAUGAUAUCGUUAAAACAACCUGUAACAUGCGAUGAAAUCGAUCUUAAAGACUAG